Pungitius pungitius (ninespine stickleback) is the source of this 5420-nucleotide messenger RNA. RefSeq names its product LIM domain containing preferred translocation partner in lipoma (gene lpp). The record is from RefSeq and is a predicted model, not a curated record. Gene Ontology annotation, cellular component: focal adhesion; stress fiber. Gene Ontology annotation, biological process: cell-cell adhesion. The coding region runs from base 314 to 2005 and encodes 563 amino acids. NCBI's taxonomy places the organism in Eukaryota, Metazoa, Chordata, Actinopteri, Perciformes, Gasterosteidae. The transcript has 12 exons.
CCCGGGCGUCCCGGCUCGGGGACACCGCUGGCCUGCUGCCUUACAUGGGCAAACCUCUCAACUCACUCAGACGGCUGGAAUUUCAGCGCGUGACGUCACCGCCUACAACUCUCCCAGAAUUUCUGGAUCAAGAAGUUUCACUUUUUUUCUGGUGGGAUUGCAGCCUCUCGUUUUAUUUCCUCGAAAACGAGAUAUCAUCACAAGGUGACGGGCGUCGCUUCAACAACCUUCCAGGAACCCUGCACAUCCAGAGUGGAGACAAGGUGUCUGAUCCUGAAGUCUCUGCCAUCGCUGAGUGUUACAGUUUGGAACCAUGUGGAACAGCAACGACCAGACGGGACAAGUGGCCGCCAGGAUGGAGACCACUUUGGGCAGCGCGAGCAUCUCCAUCUCCCAGCAGCAGGAUCCCAAGAAAUUUGCGCCCGUGGUCGCACCAAAGCCCAAGUUCAACCCGUACAAAGCUGCAGGAGAGUCCUCCUUCUCUGACCCCUCAGCGGACUACCCCCCACCUCCGCCACCUGCCGAAGAGUCAACCGGUUUCUCACCGCCGCCUGGUUCAUUCCCGUCUCCUCCACCGUUGAACUCCUGCGAUUUUCAGAUGGGCGGACCGGGGAAGACGCUAGAGGAGAGGCGCUCCAGCCUGGACGCUGAGAUCGACUCCCUCACCAGCAUCCUGGCCGACCUGGAGAGCAGCUCGCCCUACAAGCUACGCACCCCCCAAAACUCCUCGGCAGCCUCCACCCCCAGUGCUCCAGUGACGGGUUACAAGCGCAUGGUCAUCCCAAACCAGCCGCCGCUGACUGCCACAAAGAAGUCUACGCCCAAACCUCAGGCCCCUGGGGGGGUCUCGUCCACCCCUCCUUCUCCUGCCUCCCCUGUGGUAAAGGCUCAAAGCCACGCCGCUCCUCAGCCUGUACCAGCCUCCUAUGCCACAGCCUCAACCCCGAGCCAGCCCACUUUCAACGUCCAGGUGAGGUCGGCCCAGCCCGGCCCCCAACAUCAAGCCCCAAUUGGCCACAACUUUGGCCAGCAGCCAAUCCGGGGCCCUGCACAGGUGCAGUACAUGCCCGCCCAGCCCAAAAGUCCUGACUUUGCCUAUGGACCACCACAGCCUGGGUUUUCCCAGAUGGCUCCGAUCGGAUACCAAGAACAUCCCUAUACAACACCCCAAGGUGUCGGCAUAAGUCCCAGGAGACCUGAGCCCGCCCCCGUCCAGGCUUACCAACCUCCAGGCCCCAGAAAGACCUACAUCACCGAUGUACCACCAAGUCUGGUUCCUUACACUGCUGGACCAGCUGUUCCGCCAAAGGGCGGCGCUCCAAUGGCCCACCCGGAGGACGAGCUAGAGCGCCUGACCAAGAAGAUGCUGUUUGACAUGGACAACCCGCCAUCCCAGGAAUACUUUGGGCGCUGCGCCAGCUGCGGAGAGAACGUGGUGGGUGAAGGCACCGGCUGCACCGCCAUGGACCAGGUCUUCCACGUGGACUGCUUCGUCUGCAUGACCUGCAGCAGCAAGCUGCGCGGCAAGCCUUUCUACGCCGUGGAGAAGAAGGCCUUCUGUGAGCCCUGCUACAUCAACACCCUGGAGACCUGCACCAUCUGCAGUAAGCCCAUCAUGGAGCGCAUCCUGCGGGCCACGGGGAAAGCCUACCACCCCCACUGCUUCACCUGCGUGGUGUGCCACCGCAGCCUGGACGGCAUCCCGUUCACCGUGGACGCUUCCAACCACAUCCACUGCAUCGAGGACUUCCACAAGAAGUUUGCCCCGCGCUGCUGUGUGUGCUCUGAGCCCAUAAUGCCGGCACCGGGCCAGGAGGAGACCGUCCGCAUCGUGGCUCUGGACCGUGACUUCCACGUUCAGUGUUACCGCUGUGAGGACUGCAGCUCUCUGCUCUCGGAGGGGGACAACCAGGGCUGCUACCCUCUGGACGGACACGUCCUCUGCAAAAACUGUAACAGCAACCGCAUCCAGGACCUCACCGCCAAGGCCACCACGGACCUCUGAGCGCUCGCCGCGCCGCCACCUCCACUGUGAUAUCCCUCAGCCCUCGCUCCCUCUCUCCACCCCCCCCCCACCCCCACCCACCCUCGCAAACAUACAGAUCCACAGACGCUUGCAUUCCUCACUAUAUAUAUAUAUAUAUAUCCAUACAUAUAUACAUAUUCACUUCCAGUAAUAGCAGCAUCACGUUGACUUGCGUACACGUAUGUAUUGACUCGGUACAACCACAGAGGCUGUGUUGGGUUUUUAUCUGUGCUGUUAAAGGAACAUUUUGGGAAACGUGCUUGUACUCUUUCUCACAGAGAGUCAGAUGAGGCUACUGUCAUGUCAUACAGCAAAAUCUUGUUUAAGAAGAAGGUGGUGCUAUACAACUAAAAAAUGAGUACAUUGUUCUGAUAGUCAGUGCGUUAAAUAUAAAGCUAAAAUCAAAAGGCGGAUAGAAAACAGCCAUGCUGGCUUUGUUAAGUCUUUUUUAUAAUAGGUAGCUGCUGGCAAAGAAAUAGUGGUAUUAGAAGUAAAAAGCAACAUCUCACUUUUAAACUUCUGUUUUUAUACAAAAAAAGCCGUUCUGUGACAGCUACACUAACUUUUUACAGUCCUUAUGCUAAGCUAAAGUAACAACGCUGAACUAAAUAUUGAUCUUCUCAUCUAACUCUCGGUGAGAAGGCAAACACGUGUUUCUCAAAAUGCCUUAAGGCAAACUUCUUAAAAUCACUCAAGGAUCCACCGGUUAGCAGUUCCAACACACAUCAUCACUCAGUAUUAUUAUCUCAAAUCAUAAUCAUCAUCAACGCCAAAUGUUUGGGGUCCAAAUGGGGUCUGACUCCACCAAAACAUGCAACAUGUUAAGCACACCUGCCCUGCUGGGGGUGUGUGUGUGUGUGUGUGUGUGUGUGUGUGUGUGUCAGUAUUCAGGAACGUCUCCUUCUUCUAUAGUCUUUGAUCUACAGACGGUACUCUGAUAGGAAUAACAGUAAAAAACAGUUCUGCACAGGUGAGCACCAAAGAAUUGAAUUUAAGCUGCCAUAUCUACUGCAUGCGGAUCUGCAUGCGCCUUUAAUGAACGAUCCAAUCUAUCAGCCGGGACCACAGGAAAUCAAGUCUAAUCCUCACUAGGCAGCUGUUUUAAGAAAAAUGUUUCCUUUUGUACUUUCCUAUGGAAUUUGCUUCUAUGCAUACAAUAGAUCAUUUGCUGUUGGCCUGAACAUUACAACCAUGGCUCUCCAUUCGUCAGAUGCGGCUUAAUAGUUGAGAUAAACUCAUCCACAGUGACACAGGUUGGAAUAAUGGUUGUAGUGUACGUGGUCCGACAGAGUAGACGGAUUAGAGGUGGCUGCAAUUUUUGAUGUUGGUUGCAUUGACACUUUAUAAGAGGCCUUUAUGAAAAAGGAAAUAUUUUACCUGUACAGAGAGUCCUUAUGGUGAUCCUUUAAUCAAAGACUCUGCUGUUGGUACUGUGUGACUUUGUGCGUCGCUGUGCUGAUCAUAAUGAAUUGUGACACUGAUCUGUUAUAUUUAAAUGGGGGGAUUUUAAGUCGAUGGGCAAAGAAGGGACCACAAGAGUUUCCCAUGAAAAUGAUUGAUUUUUAUCUGUUCCAUCCAAGAACGACAGCCAGUUGACCAGCAUUUUGACAGUUUGGUUUAGUCACUAGAGCCAUACGAUGAGUUAAAGGUACCCUGUAUAGUUUCUGGUUCAGUUGUGUUUUUAUGAUCGAGUCCCUGAGGGAGAGGUGCGGAUUCCCGUUGAAUCUGAUUGGUCGAUUUAGUAUCAGAAUCGUCAUCGCAAAAAUACCCCAAAUGCUGUCAGAUGGGGGGGGGGGUCCUGUGUCCUAGAGCCCCUUGUGUCAUAAUCUGUCCAUUGUUUUGCGCUUCUACAUGUGCCUUAAAAGGCCGUGAAGAUGACGACCACAUGCUAGCAAAUAAGGAUGUAAACGUCGUACAUUUGUUUGUUUUUUCUUAGUCUUUGCGAUGGAUUUGACGGUGCCGAUGUGUUACCGGGGUACACGCUUUGUAAAUCACUGGGCUACUAAGCCUGGUAACGAAUUACAACAUAUUUUCUACACAGAAGUAGUUAAGUCUGUGCACUGCUGCUCCAGUAGUUUCUCAUCGUGUCCUCAGGAGUGUUUCCAUCGAUAUAUUGAGCGCAGUUCAGCGGUCACAUAGAAACAGCCACGCCAAGUAUUUAACAACCAACAAGUGCUCAGCACGUAUGCCAGGGACACAUUUUACACUCCUCUCCAGCAGUUCUUUUCUUUUUAAUCUCAUAUUCCUAUUGGGUUGCUAUAAAUAAGUCAAAAUGUAAGAGAAACGCUGUGCGUCUCCUGAUUUGAUCUCUAACAGAACAUCACACCGGCUACACGAGGCCACACUUAGGUCCAUCUCAUCGGCUAAUUGAACAGCUGACUCAGCAAUCCAGCUGGUUAUCGGUUGUCAGGCAACGUGGUAUUUCAUCACGCGCGUUGCUAUGUAGGUUUCGGCCCUCACAUUUGUUGCCGUGGAGCUCGAAUCAGUCGGCAGCUCCGGGUGGCCUUCUGUGAGAGGUCAAUGAAGGGCUUUCAUGAUCAGACAUUAGAGGUACAGCGUGACUAAAUAGUUUGUUAACAUGCUCCUGCAGUGCUCCUUCCCAAAAACAAAAGACACGGCCAGUCAGUGAGGAGACCUUUGUGCUUUUGUUGAUCUCAUUCUAACACUGAGGCAAUAUGUAUCGGCAGCGUCAGCCGUGCUACGAGGCAUGACCAUUGCACAGCCGAACCAUUCAGGUGUUAUCAUGCAUGCAGCAAUGUCGCCAUGUGAAAAUAAACAGUAGUUUACAACGCAAUGUGUAAUUCAGCCAAUCGGGUCGAUUGCUUGGGAACACAAUGGACCUGUUAUGUUGCACAUUGCCAAAGAGGCUUAAAAUAGGAACUUUAUCACAUUAUUUAAUAUGGAAAACCUUUGUUUUAAUCUAGGCUUUUUUUCUGAUUUUAAACGAUUUUGAUUAAACAUUUUAAAAUGUGUUAUCUUUGGCUUAUUAGCACAUGUUUUCUACCAGACGUCCCCUGGCAGUCACAGUGGAACCUUCAUGUGCUCUAAAAGCAGAAUCCAGCUCUCCUGUUUUUCUUUGAAAGGGCGGUUUGUGAACAUGUCUUCUGUCCCAAACCACAGUUAACAGAGCCAAAUGAUUUUAUUCCUUUUCUGUUUUUAUUCGUCCAGUGCAUUUGUGUUGUUUUGUCCCACCUGUGUUUGUAAAAGUGCCUUUUAACCCAGCGGCAUCCAAUCGCAGUAGAAACACGUCGCCCAUGUUUCGGGUCAAGUCUGCAUCCACGCGGUGGAGACCUCCAUCUGCCUUCAAAGGCGUCGAGGCCUUCAGCCUGUCGUUGUUCAAGUGCAAGUCUACCAGUGUUUCUCUCUCCCUUUCUUCAAUAAAAGCUUUGCAACA